AUGUCUCCAAUAAGAAAUCAAAAUGGGAAUGAGAAUCCUCUUAGGAGUUCUGGCAGAGUUGAUGGCAACGGGGUAGAAAAUGCUGUGAAUUAUGAGCAACUCUUGGUGAAAGUCAACGCAACCCUUACGAUCGAGGGUACGCGGGACACGUUUGUCUCUUUUCAGUUUAAAAUGAGCCGCCAGUAUGACUCUGUUAUAUAUGUUAAGGAGUUCAGGGAUUGGUUUAUUCGUGCUUUCUCAGUUGGUUGCAGCGAUGGCUUUGAUGCUGAGGAUGUUACCCAACUCUUGAAAAUGGACAAGGUACCAGGAUCAGAUUCGAUCGGCGGUAUUUUUGGUGUUAAAGUUGAAGAAGCUAUCCGGCUGAAAUUUGCGCAUGACAAAAGCCUCUGGAUGAACAAAUAUAGAGGUUUAAAUUUGCUCGUUGCAUUGAACAGCACUUACAAUGAUCUUAUUAAUUCCGUUGACAUAGUUCCUACCUGGGUUGAGAUGUCCAAGACCACUUUUGUUCAAUCGAUUGGCAAGAUGAGACAUUUAAUUAAAACUUUUAGGUCCAUCUGUCCGGAUUACUUUCAGAAUGAUGCAUUCCUGUUGCUUGCGCAGAUGUAUUCGACUGGAAAGGAGAAUUUUGACGAAUUCAAGUCUGCGCUUGAUCUUGCCACGGCGAAGAAAAAUAUCAUGUGGUAUGAAGGUACGGAUCUAAUUUGCGAGAUCUAUGAAAAUAUGGUGAAUGCAGAGAGUAAUGCUAAAGAAUUUAUUAACAGCUUUCGUGUCACUCCCGAUAGGAAAAGAGACAGGAAUGAUGAUCAAGAAAAGCAGGCUCGCAUAGGUGCAGUUGUGAACCGAAUAAAUGUACAACUUAAUUACUGUGUCACUUUGCAAACUCCUGCUAAUAUUGAAAAUGAUAAGAGGAACGGCGGUACCGCUGAGAAGGGUGCUGUUUUCAUCUUGAGUGAAGAUUUGAUAUGUCAUGCAGGAUACUAG
This is a messenger RNA of Brettanomyces bruxellensis, 981 nucleotides long. RefSeq lists its product as uncharacterized. NCBI's taxonomy places the organism in Eukaryota, Fungi, Ascomycota, Pichiomycetes, Pichiales, Pichiaceae. The transcript has 2 exons. The coding region runs from base 1 to 981 and encodes 326 amino acids. The record is from RefSeq and is a predicted model, not a curated record.